GAUCUGCUACAACCAUCUGCAACAACGAACAACAAACACACCGAACAGAGCUGUGCACCGUGCGGCCUCCAGAGCGCAGGACCAGUGUUAUAAAAUCUGUUUUUAUUGGGCUUGUAAGGGAGCAGAGCUAACGCUCCGCGAGGACACGGACACGCUGCGGCGCGUUACCGGAGCGAUGCCGUCCCGUGUGAACGACUACGAGGUGCUACUCACCAUCGGCUCCGGAUCUUAUGGACGAUGUCAGAAGAUCAGGCGCAAAUCGGACGGAAAAAUCCUGGUGUGGAAGGAGCUGGACUAUGGUGCGAUGGGGGAGAGUGAGAAGCAGAUGUUGGUGUCAGAGGUGAAUCUCCUGAGAGAGCUGAAGCACCCAAAUAUUGUGCGCUACUAUGACCGCAUCAUCGACCGCUGCAACACCACACUCUACAUCGUCAUGGAGCACUGCGAGGGCGGAGACCUGGCCAGCCUCAUCAGCUGCUGCAUUAGAGACAGGCGCCACCUGGAGGAGGCUUUCAUACUGCGGGUGAUGGCUCAGCUGGCCCUGGCCCUGCGUGAGUGCCACAGACACAGUGAUGGCAGGGCCACAGUCCUGCACAGAGACCUGAAACCUGCCAACAUCUUCCUCGACAGCAAACACAACGUAAAGCUGGGAGACUUUGGACUGGCCCGCAUCCUCAACCACGACACCAGCUUCGCCAAGACCUUUGUGGGGACACCCUACUACAUGUCUCCUGAGCAAAUGAACCAGAUGUCCUACAAUGAGAAGUCUGAUAUCUGGUCUCUGGGCUGUCUGCUUUAUGAGCUCUGUGCACUCUCGCCUCCUUUCACUGCCUUUAACCAGAAAGAGCUGGCAGAGAAGAUCCGUGAGGGCCGCUUCAGGAGGCUCCCAUACAGAUACUCUGAGGAGCUCAACUCGCUGCUUUGCAAAAUGCUGCAUCUCAAGGAUUACCUGCGACCCUCAGUGGAGUCCAUUCUCCAGUGCAGCUUGCUGUCUGAGGUCGUGGCUGAGCAGCAGAGAAAGGCCCAGGAGAAAGCCCAGAGAAGGUCUGGAGACUGUCCCCAGCAGACCCCCACUCCCUCCACCCCCACCCCACCCACAGCUAGUGAGACCCAACUCAAACUGAGAGAGCAGGCUGUGAAGGAGCGCGAGAGGGCCCUGAAGGAGAGGGAGGAGAGGCUAGAGAAAAGAGAGCAGGAACUUUGUGUGCGAGAGCAGCUUUCCAAUGAGAAACUUGCCCGAGCUGAAAGUUUACUGAAAACUUACAACCGCCUUCACCAGCAGAGGGAGCUGUCUCCGUUUUAUUCCAAAGACAUAGCUUUGGCGGAUAAAACUUCACCGGGGAAGAAGAAGGUGCAUUUUGCCGGGGAGAGCAAAGAAAAUGUGAGACCGCUGACCGCUGAGUCGCAGCAGCUGAUCCUAAGGAGGCUCCACAUAGCUAACCUGCGUGCCCAAGCCCUCAGUGACAUGGAGAAAGUGUGUCAGGCCAAGAGCAGGCAGAUCCUUGGCCUCCGAUAACCACAGAGACACAACGACUUGUAUAUGUUAAUAUGAUUGUAACAUAAGCUAGAUUUAAUUUAAAACUAACAGAUAUUGUUAUGAUUGUUGGUUGUUUUACUAAUUUUAUAAUUAAUGUGUUUUAUGUUUUUGGUGUGAAAAUAUUUGAUUCUGAUGUUGUAUCUUCAGGCAGCUAGUCGUUCUCCAAAACCCAAGUGCAGUAAGUAAUUGUAGAUCAAUAUAUGGUUGUCAAAGGUAUCGAAAAUCACAUACUGAUACUAAAUCUAGUAUUAAAACUAUUGAUAGGACAGAAAUGACCCUUUCCUGAAUAUGUUUAGAAUGAUGUUUAGCUGUAUCUUUCACAAGUAUGACACAGACUAGUAUAUACCCACAGACCACUGUGAACGUACUGGACACUGAGGAAUUACACACAUAUAAUGCACGUGAGAAUAGAAAAAGUACUACCAUUUAAUGUUGGAAAUCGCAUGUGUUUUUUGGGUUUUUUUUAAUUAUCAUUUUUGUAUGGGAAUUGGUAUCGGAAAUUUUAGAACCAUGACAACAUAGCUCAGUGUUUGUUAAAAGGCCAAUGUAACACAACCACUACAGCAUAGUAAACAUGCAUUUACGACUACAAGCUAGUUAGACAACUUUGUUUUCUAAAUAUAUGGUACUAUAUAAUGGUAAGUCAAAUUCCAGAACUCAUACAACAAACAGUCUUCCCCAAAGGGUCAUCACUCAACCAUUUUCAUACCAAAAGACUUAUGUUUGUUUGAUGAAAAUGAAUCAGGGGAGGGUUAUGGACCAUAUUUUUGUCACUGAAUGUGUGAUUUGGACUGAAAAGGUUUUAAAUGGUGGCACAGAAACAGAU
Periophthalmus magnuspinnatus is the source of this 2360-nucleotide messenger RNA. RefSeq names its product NIMA-related kinase 2 (gene nek2). Gene Ontology annotation, molecular function: protein kinase activity; ATP binding. Gene Ontology annotation, cellular component: centrosome; nucleus; cytoplasm. The record is from RefSeq and is a predicted model, not a curated record. The coding region runs from base 176 to 1513 and encodes 445 amino acids. Lineage: Eukaryota; Metazoa; Chordata; Actinopteri; Gobiiformes; Gobiidae. Gene Ontology annotation, biological process: protein phosphorylation; chromosome segregation. The transcript has 9 exons.